Spirometra erinaceieuropaei is the source of this 594-nucleotide messenger RNA. The record is from the annotation of a GenBank genome assembly. Lineage: Eukaryota; Metazoa; Platyhelminthes; Cestoda; Diphyllobothriidea; Diphyllobothriidae.
AUGCUGGUGAAACUACCGGUAUCGUCCUCAGUAAUCCCUGUGACAGACCUCGUUAGUCUCCUAAACUAACCUGUGUGUCUGCGAACCCCCUCUUUUAAACUCGCCUCGCACUAUACCGCUUUGAAAUACUAUCGAGACUGAGUUUUGGGCUGUCUCCCUAAUGCCUCCUCUCCCUUCCAGUCUCCCCUGUCGCCGGAGGAGCUGAAACAACUGAACCGCCUCUACAUUGAGGAGACGGUGCGCGCCAGUACGCGUUCCAUGAGUCGUGAACUCGCUCAACUGGCAGGCUACUUUCAGAUAGCCCUCCUACCGGAGCUCGCGGUCGGUACGCAGACCAUUCCAACCAUCCUGAACCGUGCUCAGAUGCAGGCCAUCGUACCACCAAAGGCGCCAAUGCUGCGUGAGACCCUCCUUGAGCUGGGUCACAUCGCUCUGCAGCACAUAGAAUCCUCCCAGCGCGCCGCCGGACCCCCGUCAGACGCAGGCCAAUCAACCUUGGGGGCCGCCGGUCAUCAUCCGACUAGCGCCGGUACUGGUUGGCCGGCCUCUCGUCUCCGCAGUGGGCGAGGUCGACAGUCGGCCUUCAAUUCCUAG